Molecule: messenger RNA, 330 nt
Organism: Prorocentrum cordatum
Lineage: Eukaryota; Dinophyceae; Prorocentrales; Prorocentraceae
Source: the annotation of a GenBank genome assembly
AUGCCGUGCUCGGCUCUGCCACUGGGGAGGAGUAUCCAGCAAUGUUGCAGGAGUUCCGUGCGCACUAUCGAAGAUAAGGAGCCGUUCUUUGCAAAGGGUGGUACAGUGAAGAAGCUGGAUUGGGAUGAAAUCUCAGAGUUGCGAGUUCCGUUGAAGCAUCUCGAGAAGACGCUCGAGCAACACACCGACAAGAGGAACAAGCGCGCGAUCAUCAUCUCGGUGAACGAGCAUGAGAUGCAGGCCGUGGAAGAAGUCGUCCAGAAGCACAAUGCAAAGGACGGCUUCACGGAGGUGGACGCGGCGUGGGCGACCAAGGACGACGUGUACUGA